AUGGAUUUCUCCCUAGAUAAGUUAGCAAAGUUAUAUGUAUUUGAGAUUGUCAGACUACAUGAAGUGCCAGUCUCCAUUAUUUCAGACAGGGAUCCACGGUUCACAUCCCGAUUCUGGAACAAGUUGCAAGAAGCUCUAGGUACGCAGUUACAUUUCAUUACCGCAUUCCAUCAUCAGACUGAUGAACAAUCCGAACGUGUGAUACAGAUUCUAGAAUAUAUGUUUCGAUGUUGUGUUUUGGAAUUCGAAGGCAAUUGUGAAAAAUAUAUGCCUUUAGUUGAAUUCGCAUUUAAUAAUAGCUAUCAGUCAAACAUUAAAAUGGCACUAUAUGAGGCUCUAUAUGGUCACAAAUGUAGAACUCCAUUGUAUUGGACUGAGCUCAGUGAGAAAAAGAUACAUGGAAUUGAUUUGAUCAGUGAGACUGAAAAAAAGGUGAAAGUGAAUUGGGAUAGUUUGAAAGCAGCCUCUGAUCGUCAAAACUAUUAUGUUGAUCUUAAGCGAAAAGAGAUAGAAUUUCAAGUUGGCGACAAUGUAUUCUUAAAAGUGUCACCUUGGAAAAAAGUUUCUGGUUUGGUCAUAAAUGAAAACUGA
Gossypium raimondii (Peruvian cotton) is the source of this 591-nucleotide messenger RNA. RefSeq lists its product as uncharacterized. Gene Ontology annotation, molecular function: nucleic acid binding. NCBI's taxonomy places the organism in Eukaryota, Viridiplantae, Streptophyta, Magnoliopsida, Malvales, Malvaceae. The transcript has a single exon. Bases 1 to 591 code for a protein of 196 amino acids. The record is from RefSeq and is a predicted model, not a curated record.